AUGACGACCAAAUUUGAGCUUAGCGGCCCAAGUGCUCCCGCUGUUACACCGGCAUAUCAGAAGUUGCUCGACGACAUCGAGUCCUUCCUUAGUCCCUAUCGCCAUACACUCUCGAAGCCAGACCUUCCUCUUGAGCAGCUUGUCGUGGUCGCUGUUUGCUUCAAUCCCGAUCGCGCCGGCACUUGUGCGCUCAAGUGGCUCGUUUCUAACUUCAGAUACUUUCAGGACCUUGUCAAUUCCGACUUCUGCGGAGUCACUCUGCCGAGCAGCAGCCAAAAUUUCCGCAAGGAGUUCUUCAAUGCUAUAUACAAGCUGGACGUGCCAAUCACAGUCAAGAAGCUGAAACUCGUGGUCGACGCUGAUGAGGCACGUCUGUUUCUUGGGCUCAAUGGGAGAGACUCCACAACAUCGUUCCGAUUCAUGGCUCUUCCGCCCGAAAUCAGAAACACGAUCUACGAAAUGGCAUUCACUCCCGCCCUCAGUCGCGUUCACGCGCUUACGAAAAACAAUAUCAUGACCUUCCCACUGCUGAAUUGGUUUUGGACGCCAGCCGACCUCCCGCACGGUCAGGAGAAGCAGACCUGGGAGGGCCGAACUUUGAUCCAAGCCCAUUUUGAAAGACCAAGAAAUGGCUCACUGGCGAUCGAAUUUCAGUUCUAUGCAGAGGCCAUGCCCAUCUUUUACUCUACGAACACAUUCGUCGCACACGACAACGGAGAGCUCAACGAUUUAAUGAAAAAGACGCCCGAGCAUCGCCGAAAGCAUUUCCAGCAGGUGGUCUUCAUGUUGCACCCAAAAGAUGUGGACAUAGGAGCACGUAUCCACUCUAUUCGCAAUCUCACCAAGGACUACUCUGGGCUCAAGGCACUGCAGGGUAUUGCCGAUCUGAGGAGUCUUGACAUUGUCAUGUGGGAAGAGGAAUGGAUGGCGGUUCGAAAGACCACAAAAAAUCAGGCCUUGAAGUACACAGACAUCCUCAAGAUCCCGCCAAUGCCGCUUCUCGAGCAGUUUCGAGGUAAGUCACAGGUCAACUCAAUCUCAGAAGCGAUUCCAGCGAUGAUUAUUCUCUGCUUUUCGAGAACAAGCCAGCGAAUCUGCACGCUCGAGACUGAGAACGGUCUGACCAAAGUCACGUUUCACGGGAAUUGCGACAAUGUCAAGGCGCACCUCCAACCCUUGAUGACACUGCCGAGAGUGCAGGAAGUGGAGGAUUCUGGCAACGCCAAGCCAGUCAAGGCUCCCAAGAAGCGCAAAGCCAAAAGAGAGUCAAGAAGGCUCAAGACCCAACUCUUUGACCAGAACGGACCCGUAGAAUUGGAGGACGCGAGCUGCGCAGUUCAGGCAUGUGUUUUCCGUCUUUCCUUGACAAAAGUACAGCUAUAUCCUUUGAUCGCACUUUGCCGUAAACAUGAGCAAGGACCUCGGAGAGCUGGGCUAGCACCAAAUUUCUGGCAUGACUUACACCCACAGAGUCUGAUGCUAAAUCUGGCGUUUCAUAAACUACAGCAUGACACAAGAGAGAAGUCAGCAGGCAAGGGUGCUUAUGUGGCCCUGAAGCUGGGGGGAUCAUAUUUGCCAUUUGAGCAGCUCUCAUCUGAAAGAAAAUAA
Molecule: messenger RNA, 1608 nt
Organism: Pseudocercospora fijiensis CIRAD86
Lineage: Eukaryota; Fungi; Ascomycota; Dothideomycetes; Mycosphaerellales; Mycosphaerellaceae
Exons: 7
Coding region: 1-1608 (535 amino acids)
Source: RefSeq, a predicted model, not a curated record